This is a messenger RNA of Baudoinia panamericana UAMH 10762, 773 nucleotides long. RefSeq lists its product as uncharacterized. Lineage: Eukaryota; Fungi; Ascomycota; Dothideomycetes; Mycosphaerellales; Teratosphaeriaceae. The record is from RefSeq and is a predicted model, not a curated record. The transcript has a single exon. Bases 119 to 700 code for a protein of 193 amino acids.
UCGAAGAGUCCCGUGGGCAGUACGCCAUUAGAUACGACAUAAUCAGCAUCCCUGAAGACCAGGAAGCGGCGCGGAAGGCUGACAACGACACGAUCCCACAGGAUAUACGAACCUUCGGAUGCCCGCCAAACACCUGGAACGAGGUAUAGGCGUACAGUCUCAGCCAGGCCUACGCGACAGCAUAGUUCGCGCCGGAGGCAAGGUUUGGGUCCAGCGAAGGCUGGCUGUUGCAGGUGUUGGACCAUGGGGCUAUGACGGAGCUAGAGACUUCCGCAGAAGCCUUGAAUCAUUGUGUGCUAUGCAGGUUUACAAUACAAUGGUCGCGCUUACCGGCGUCGUUCUGGACGAUUCAGGAGCUCACGUGGUUGCCUUCCUACACGAGCUGCCAGGGCUGUGCACGAUGCUUAGUAGUGCUUUCACUCGAGCGGACGUUUUUGAUAUGCGGUGGUCGUGGCGCGUGCGGGAAGCCUGGACUCGAGACAUUGUGACCGCGAUAUGUCAUGUCCAUUCCAGAGGGCUUGUCGUGGGCGUCGUCGGUUUGACCUUGUUUGGCAUCAGGUCGAAUGGCCGCGUUGUUCUCACCAACUUCCGAAAUUCUGGCCGGGAGUUUCAAAAACUGCUAGGAGCCCUACCGCCAGAGUUGAAGAACAUCGGCACACUACCGGCGCACCUUCUGAAUAGUCAAACAGACAUAUGCUAGCUUGGCCUUCUACUAGGGCAGUCUGCAGAAGAGCAGAAUUGUUGUGGCGGAUUCUGUCGGCUAAAACACUGCG